UAUUUGUAUGUAUGUAUUGCGACAGCAAAAACAGAAAAAAGCUAAACUGAACUCUUCCGUUGAUUUAAGUAAAAUACAAAAAUUUUGUUAUUAAAAUGGCGAAAGCUGGAAAUCCGUUUAAUAUUUUGCGUAAUAUAUACCACAAUGAGUUUCAGUGGAUGUUGGUGAAAAGCUUCGGCAUGUUCUUUCUGGGAGUUCGAAUUGCCAAGGAGUUCGUGGGCGUGGAGUUGAUGCCCAGCGUGAUGCCGGCCUAGUAUAAUGAAUAAUAAAACCAAAUUCGCCAUGUACAAAAAAUAGGGCAGUUAACUAAUUAUAAUUUAAACGACAAAUUAUGUACAAAA
This is a messenger RNA of Drosophila innubila, 341 nucleotides long. RefSeq lists its product as uncharacterized. NCBI's taxonomy places the organism in Eukaryota, Metazoa, Arthropoda, Insecta, Diptera, Drosophilidae. The transcript is spliced from 2 exons. The record is from RefSeq and is a predicted model, not a curated record. Bases 96 to 254 code for a protein of 52 amino acids.